CUGCAUAGCACUGUUUGGCUUUCGCGGUUCGCGCUGUGACAAAAUAAAUUUUAAUGCAAGACAUGUACCGAAUGAUGAUCGAAUGAAACGCAGCAGAGCUCGCUCUGCUAUCUUUGGAUCCCUCAUUCCCAACCACAACCAACAAACUCGAUCUGGUCUGUCUAUCUGAUCAUAAAAUAAAAAUCAUCCACAACCAAAAAGCACACAAAGAAACAGUCAACCCACACUAGCACUACCAUGAAUAUCUUUACACUCAAGAGCAACAACCCUGCCAACCAAGCGGCCAAGAACUUGAAACGGGUGAACAAGUACAUCACUUUGGGUAGCAAAGCAUUGACCAAGGGAGACAACCAAGGCGCACUGGACCUGCUUGGAAAAUGCCUGGAAAUCCGCGAAAAGGCAUCGCUCGAUGAUCAAGAUCCCAUCUGGGCAUCCGUCUUUAGCAACCUGGGCGUUGCGCUGUCUCGUUUGGGCCACUCCAACGCCAGUCUCGAUUUUCACAAGAAGAGUCUCCGCAUUCAAGAAGCCCAAGACGGCAAGGACGGUCUCGAAACGGCCGCCAGUCACAACAAUGUCGGCCUCGCCCUCAAAGCUUGUGGAGACGUGGAAGGCGCCUUUGAGCAUUUGAAUCAGUCCAGGGUCAUUCGCGAAGCCAAGCUCGACGCCAACGACCCCGAGAUUGCGGAAUCCUAUUUCAACAUUGGAACGGUGUUGUUGGAAAUUGACGACUUUGAAGGUGCUGCCGAAAUGUUCAACAAGUGCGUCCUUAUCCAGGAACAGGCACUGGGCAUGAAAGAUUUGGCACUUGCGGCUACCUACGAGCAAUUGGCUGCCACGCUCGAAAAGCUGGGAGAUAUCGAAGGGGCUCUGGAUUAUCACUACAGGUGCUUGGAGGUACGCAAGACCCAACUCAAAAAGGAUGAUCCAUCCGUCCUAAAAGCCAGCAAAAAUAUUGGAAGGGUCUUGGACAAAGGCAUUGCCGCCGAUGAUAUCGCGGCGGCAUCCGACGACGCCUUUAGUUCCGAAAUUGUCGUCGAGGUGGAAUCGGCACUCAAUUUCAAACGCCGAUCCGUGAAUGUUCGUAGACGAUCCGUCGAGGUCUACCGACGUGCAUCCAUCGAAGCGAAUGCCCUGGCAGCGAUUACAGAGACAGCCAGUAUGAUUUCCACAGUUUCGGAGGAGACUAAUGAAGCUCAGGACAACAAUGAAGCUGCUCAGGAAAAUGAAGCAACAGACUCUCCCCAACCACGACCUCGACUGGUCGAUGGGGCGUUGUCCCAAUCAGCACCACCUCGGCUUCAGCAGCAGCAGAACAAUAAUAAUGCGGAACCUGUGUUGGUGGUGCCUUGUGCCCCCACGGGACUGUUUUGGUCGGUUUCCAUGUGCCACCUCAAGACCGAGGCGGUCAACCACUACACUCCAUCCGCCACGGCGACACCUGUGAUUGCAGAACAAUCCGUCGAAGAAUCCCUCAUUGGCGGCGACAGCGACAGCGAUUCCGACGACGCACCAGCACAUCAUGCCGACAUGGGCGAUGUUCGUAGGUGGAGUCGCAUGUUGGCCGCCACGGAUCUCGCAGAGGUCGGAAUCACCCAACCAAAUUUGACCAGGGACGUGUCUUGUUAAAAAGAAAGAAAAGAAAGGGUUUGGAAGGGGGCAUCGAUCUAUCGGUCGAUCGAUGGAACCAACGAAAUGAAUCCCAGACCCAAGCAUAGGACGACAACAAACAAACAAACAAACAAACAAACAAACAAACAAACUCGGAGUCGCAUAGGAAUGUAUAAAAUUGAAUAAGAACAAAAAAUUUACG
Molecule: messenger RNA, 1810 nt
Organism: Seminavis robusta
Lineage: Eukaryota; Bacillariophyta; Bacillariophyceae; Naviculales; Naviculaceae
Source: the annotation of a GenBank genome assembly